AUGUCGUUAUCUUCCGAUAUCUCGUCGCCAUUCAAGCUGCCUGCAGAGGCAGUGGCUGUGCUCAAGCACGAUGACGCUUUUCAGAGUCUCCGCCAGCCCUGUUCUGAGUCGAGUCUCUGUCCCUUCCACAGCGAAGAAUGCAGCGAACAGCAGCGCGCCGUCUUCCAACUGCACCGUGACGUCAUCUAUACUCUUCUACUUCCUCUGUUCGAAAUACACAACCACGCCACACAAAUAGCCACUCGCGUCCUGGGCAGACGACAGGCCGCAGAGCCCGACCGAGCGUUCAAGGGCGAGGCUCGUGGCGCUUUUACCUGGUUACACUGCAUCUUGACCGAGGAGCGUGACUUUUGUCUGGCCGAGGGAUGUCCCGCCUGUAUCGUGUCGUACGUCCUUUCGUCGGAGCCGACAAUUCGCCUCGUUACCGUGGCCUGUCUUUUGUGCGACUUUGUGCCAUUUACAGACUUGGCCGACUCAAAACAGACCAAAACACAUCGACCGGAUUUCAGCUUCUGGCUGAAGGCAAUGGAGACCGCCGUCCGCGAAGAUCCGCUCUGGGGCGAUGCUUUCUGGCCGGAAAUACAACACCGAGCCGAAAGCCUGGCAGUCGGUAUUAAAUAUCUGAUUAUGCAGUGCGCCGAGCUGCGCAAUCCAACGGAAUUACAGCGAACGUCUUCGACAACCAGCAGUAGUAGCGUCAAGUCAUCUUGCUCUAUGGCCAUGAGGUCAGAUCGACAUGCAUACCGAGUCCAUGUGCGAAGUAUCCCCGUGCAGCCAUCGGCUCUCGCUCGACGACAAUUGAACAUGAUGUGGGAAGAGCAAGAGCUCGUUUCGAAAUUUCUCCAAGGAUACUGGAACUCAUUAUGCUGGAGCGACCGCCCACAGAAGACGCUCGAAUUUUCCAAGACGCGCUCGGUAUAUCUUCCAUAG
Talaromyces marneffei is the source of this 930-nucleotide messenger RNA. RefSeq lists its product as uncharacterized. The coding region runs from base 1 to 930 and encodes 309 amino acids. The transcript has 2 exons. NCBI's taxonomy places the organism in Eukaryota, Fungi, Ascomycota, Eurotiomycetes, Eurotiales, Trichocomaceae. The record is from RefSeq and is a predicted model, not a curated record.